Messenger RNA from Melitaea cinxia (Glanville fritillary), 666 nucleotides. RefSeq names its product probable pterin-4-alpha-carbinolamine dehydratase (gene Pcd). The transcript has 3 exons. Gene Ontology annotation, biological process: tetrahydrobiopterin biosynthetic process. The coding region runs from base 113 to 607 and encodes 164 amino acids. NCBI's taxonomy places the organism in Eukaryota, Metazoa, Arthropoda, Insecta, Lepidoptera, Nymphalidae. The record is from RefSeq and is a predicted model, not a curated record. Gene Ontology annotation, molecular function: 4-alpha-hydroxytetrahydrobiopterin dehydratase activity.
AUAUAUCGAUAUUUUAUCAACAGUCCUAAUUUAUAAACGAUAUCAGCAAUGUCAAAAUAACAAUAUUUUAAAAACUACCGCAUAUUGUUAAUUGAUAAAUAUUUUUAAUUCAAUGAUGUUUCGAAGUCGAAGUGUGUACAAUGUCGCGUAUUUGAUAGCGAUACACUUUCACCCCGGCGGAGUCGCCCAUAGCGCGCAUUCUACGAUCAAUGCCACAACCAGUUGCGCCAGUCAAGUCGUGAGGUUCGCCAGUGCGACUUCGUCAAGUAAGAGGAAAAUGGCUGACAAAUUAAACAAAGAGGAGCGCGAAGGUCUCCUUCAACCUCUGCUACAAAAUGGUUGGAAGGUUCAAAGCAAUAGAGAUGCUAUUGAAAAGGAAUUUCAAUUCAAGGAUUUCAAUGAGGCGUUUGGUUUUAUGACUCGUGUUGCACUUUUAGCUGAAAAAAUGGAUCACCAUCCAGAAUGGUUCAAUGUCUAUAACAAACUGCAGAUGCAGCCCUACUAUACCUGUGCCAAAGUUAGAAGCAAUCAAAUUCUUAGUGGACUGUUUGUAGUAAUAGGUUUUGUAUAUAAAAAAAGAGUAUUAUUUUCCUCAAAAGUGACUUAAAAGUAAAACUUUGUUACAGCACAUGGUAUUAUUAAAAUUAAAAAAAAAAGUAAAACUAA